CUGAGCGCCGUUCCCGGUUCGGUUCUGAAAAUGCCUGCGAAUGUAGGAGCGACAAUAACAGAUGACCUGGGCAGCUGCCACGUAGCGUCUAGUCUCACGUUAUCAAGUCGUUAUGGGAUGAUAUGAUAUGACUUUUCCAAGUUCCUUCUUCUUUACUCAAUCUAGGCCUGAACUAGGUUCAAAAACUCAUACUCGCCUCCCUCUUCCCGCGUUCUCGACUUGAAUAGCACUGUGCACAAUGCCUUGGGCACCCGUCGACGAUAAUGGCACGCGGCUUUACUACGAAGACACGGGGGCACCCCCUGAUUCGUCGGACUACACAACUCUAGUGCUCGUACAUGGUGGUGUAUUCAAUGGAUCCACCUUUAGGCCAAUGUUCAAACAUGCCGAAGAGCACAACAUGCGACUAGUGGCUGUGAACAAUCGAGACUACCGCGGCUCUACCCCAUUAUCUCCCAGCGACCUCGACGCACUUCGAAGCGUAGAACUGGACGAGCAGCGAUCGAUGAUCCACGCACGCGGCAUGGAACUUGCGGCAUUUCUUGUCUGGUUCAUCCAGCAGGAAAAUAUACCGCCUCGCUCCCAGAACUUGGAGGCUACGCGUGCCGGUGGCCUUGCAUUUCUCGGGUGGUCUUGGGGAAAUACUAUGACAAUGUCGUUUCUGGCGCAGGCUGAACGUAUGGACGAGGAAGCUCGCCGCACGUUGCACAGUUUCAUGACCGCGUUCAUCAUGUUUGACAGCGCUCGACAUGGCCUAGGCGUCCCACCUGCGAUGCUGGCAGGGCUACGAGCUCCAGCGCGUGGCCAAGAUGAGACGGUGGACCGAGACAAUGACUUCGAACACCGAUUAUCCGGGUACUACGCUCACCCGCCUGCGCUACUUGAUCAAUUCGCGUCCGUUGCGCUGGAUGACCUACGAGACGGUCUCUUACAUUGCCCGAUUGCAGAUCCAUCCUCGCCGGACUAUGUACCAUCCACCGCUCGUAUGACUACUCAAAGAUUCGGCGAUGUCACGGACCCCAAUGUGACAAAGCGUGCCCACCCGCUUUUUCACGCCGUCGACCCCAGACUGUAUCAAGAGAACGUGCAAGCUGCUCUAUGGAACUCAACAACGUGGCCUCACCUGAGGGUGACGCUCGUAUGGUGUGAUAUGUCUCUGCCAGAGACAGUGUUGUCUGCCUGUUAUCUCGCGAAACAAAUCAACGAAGAAUGGCCUCAAGGUGCUAGAAAGGUUGACGUGCUGCGCUUCAAUGGGGCAAAUCACUUCCCUCAUUGGGACAAGCCUAGGCGCACUAUCGAGCUUCUGUCUCGUAUAGUUUCACCCCGGGCCCCGUAGGACCGCACGGCGGCUCUACAUGUCUUCGAGACGCGAUUAUACAGAUCGCGGUAUCGGCCUCAUGGUUUCAAUCCUCUAUGGCCACGGCCGCGUUGACUGACGCAGAUAGUCGACAUUGUCA
This is a messenger RNA of Rhodofomes roseus, 1457 nucleotides long. Its product is annotated as Alpha/Beta hydrolase protein. The record is from RefSeq and is a predicted model, not a curated record. The transcript is spliced from 4 exons. Lineage: Eukaryota; Fungi; Basidiomycota; Agaricomycetes; Polyporales; Fomitopsidaceae. The coding region runs from base 239 to 1336 and encodes 365 amino acids.